Molecule: messenger RNA, 1285 nt
Organism: Sceloporus undulatus (fence lizard)
Lineage: Eukaryota; Metazoa; Chordata; Lepidosauria; Squamata; Phrynosomatidae
Gene: TAAR2
Product: trace amine associated receptor 2
Biological process (GO): G protein-coupled receptor signaling pathway
Cellular component (GO): membrane
Molecular function (GO): trace-amine receptor activity
Source: RefSeq, a predicted model, not a curated record
CUGUGGCCUGCCUCAUCUGGUAUUUCCCACCGGCCAAUGGUCUCAUUUGCUUGAUUUCCUGAUCCUUCCCAAAGACAAUGCAAGCUGCACAGGCCUCUGGGAAGGAGAAGCAAGCAAGCUGUGCUGUCUAAAAUGGUGUCUGCUGGUCCAUGCAACUACAAUCUGCAAGAGCAUCCAUGGUAUAAGCUGGUGUCCUGAUCAGAAUCAUCUAAAUCACGGCAUUUGCUUCUCUCCCACCUAGAUUUUAAGAACUAUGGGUUUUCUCAACUCUUCUGAAGAUGUCAUUGAUUGUUCCGAAUUUGGAAAUGGAUCCUGUCCUGAGAACCUUAAGCCAGCAAGUGUCCGAGGAGCCAUGUAUAUAUCAAUAAGUGGAAUGAUCAUUGUCACAGUCUUUGGGAAUUUGGCAAUCAUACUUUCAAUCUCCUACUUCAGACAGCUGCACUCCCCAGCUAAUUUCCUCAUCCUUUCCAUGGCAGUAACUGAUUUUAUGCUUGACUUUUUCAUUAUGCCCUAUAGCAUGGUUAGAUCUGUGGAGAACUGCUGGUAUUUUGGGAUGACCUUCUGCAAAAUCCACUACAGCUUUGACCUGAUGCUCUGCUUGGUUUCUGUUUUCCACCUUUGCUGCAUUGCUGUUGAUCGUUUCUAUGCCAUUUGCUAUCCUCUUCAUUACUCUGGCAAAAUUACUAUCCCUGUGAUUAGGCAAUUGAUUGUCAUUUGUUGGUCAGUACCAGCUUCUUUUGCUUUUGGUGUGGUUUUCUCUGAAGUGUAUGCUUCUGGCAUCAAAGGUUAUGAGAUCUCAGUUGUGUGCUCUAGUUCUUGUCCAAUCAUUUUUAACAAACUAUGGGGAACUGUUCUGUUUUUGUUUGGUUUCUUCAUUCCUGGCUCUGUGAUGAUUGGGAUUUAUACAAAAAUAUUUGACGUAUCCAAAAAACAUUUAAGGAUCAUGAGAAACAAGCCUGAAGGUUCAGGUGAUGAAAAACAUAACCACAUGUCCAGACGUAAAGACAGGAAAGCUGCCAAAACCCUGUGUAUUGUGAUGGGAGUUUUCCUGUUUUGUUGGUGCCCCUGCUUUGUCACAAUUUUAAUUGACCCUUUUCUUGAUUUUUCAACACCUGCUGUCUUGUUUGAUGCUUUAAAUUGGUUUGGCUAUUUCAAUUCCACCUGCAACCCAUUAAUAUAUGGGUUUUUUUACCCAUGGUUUCAGAAAGCACUCAGAUACAUUCUCUCAGGAAAGAUAUUUCAAUCACAUUUCUAUACAGCUAAUCUGUUCCCUGAAAAUCAAUAA